AGAUGUAAACACGUAUCGCGUCAAGUUGUUUAAAUAUUAUGUAAAUUGUCGUAUUGAAGUUUUAAGGUUAAGAUUGAUUUCAAUAUUUAGUGCUUUUUGCUAUCGGGAUGUCGUUUAUUAAAGUAUUCAUAAUAAUAGCGGUAAUAACAAGUUGUUUUGCGUAUAAUAUCUUGUUAGUUUCACCUUUACCAAGCGGCAGUCAUGGAAUAUUGGGCGAUGCAUUUAUCAGAAUCUUCACGAAUGCCGGCCAUAAGGUUACCUUUAUUUCUUCGAUGACAAAACUAACAUCAUCUCCAAAUGUUACAGUAAUCAAUGUAGCUGCUAACAUAAAAACAUUUCCAGAUGAUUUAUUAAACAUAAAAGCAAUAAUGGAUCAACAAUCGGAUAUGCGUGAUGACGAUUUAUUCUUCCCCGUCAUGGACAAUCUCAGUUUGGUAACAAUGCAAAUGAAGGAAGUACAGGAAUUAUUGAACGAUGAGACGCAGAGUUUUGACGUAGUCAUUGCGGAAUGGAUGUAUAAUGAAAUAUAUGCUGGAUUGUCAACAUUGUACAAUUGUCCCUUAAUUUGGUUUUCAUCUCUUGAACCCCACUGGUUAUUUUUGAGGGUAAUUGAUGAAGCUCCGAAUCCCGCUUAUAAUUCUGACAGUAUGUCAGCUAAUGUAAUUCCUUAUACAUUCUCACAACGUGUUGAAGAAUUGUGGCUACAGAUAUCUAGAAGCUUCUAUCGAGAAAUAUGGACAUACAAAGACACUGAAGAUGUUUUCAACGAAAUAUACACCCCAUUGCUAACUAAAAGAGGCCGACCAGUACCAAAGUAUAACGAAGUGAGAUACAAUGGAGCACUUACACUGGGUAACUCACACGCAAUUUUGGGUCAAGCCACCAGAUUACCACAGAACUAUAAACCAAUCGGAGGCUUUCAUAUUGAAGAAAAUGUUAAGCCAUUACCUGAGAAGUUAAAACAGAUCAUGGAUGAUGCAAAACACGGCGUUAUUUACUUUAGUAUGGGAUCUAAUUUAAGAAGCACGGACUGGCCUCUGGAGAUUAAGAAAAAGUUGCUAAAAGUAUUUGGUGAAUUGAAACAAACUGUUAUAUGGAAGUUUGAAGAAACUUUGUCUGACUUACCAAGUAACGUUUAUAUAGUAAAAUGGGCACCUCAACAAAGUAUUUUAGCACAUCCAAAUUGUGUCUUGUUUAUAACACAUUGUGGUUUAUUAUCAACAACUGAGGCGAUAUACUUUGGCGUCCCUACAGUCGGAAUCCCAGUUUUUGUUGACCAAUUUGUAAAUGCAGAAAGAGCGGUCAGAAAAGGAUUCGGCAAGAAAGUGAGCCUGUCCUAUUCAUUGGUCGAUGACUUAAAAGUUGCACUUAAGGAUGUAUUAAGUAAUUCCAGAUAUCGUGACAAAGCAAAGGAAUUGUCCGCUAUCUACCACGACAGAAUAUUAAAACCUCACGAAGAGAUCGUUCAUUGGGUAGAACAUGUGAUUCGCAGUAAUGGUGCGACUUAUUUGCGUUCCCCAGCACUUAUGUUGCCCUGGUACCAGAAAUUAUACCUUGACCUUCUAGCAAUCAUCUUUUCCAUAACAAUUACAGCUGCGGUUAUCAUGAAGUGUUUAGUGACAAUGAUUCAGCGAAAAUUUAGUAAGACAAAAACUGACUAGCAAUAUUUCCAACUAAGAGCAGGCGCACACCUUUGACUAAACGAUCGCACGACUGAUGUGCGAUUGUCGAUUGUUUCGCAGCCAAUUCAACUGUGUGCGCACCUCGAUAUAGGCUCAUGGGAAUCAAAGCGAGACUAAACGGUUUUGCGAUAGUUUAGUAAAAUGUGUGCGUCUAAGUAUCGUUUUAGUUACAAAAUAUAUUUUUUUGGGCAAUUUAUGGUGAUUGAUGGUUGAAUGUUGUGUCAUCCAAUUAUUUAAAAAAAACCAGUGAUACAUUUGUAGUGAAAAAGUUUCCGGAUAAAUAAAACCUGUCGAUUACGAAUUAACGAAUAACACAAAUUAAACAUUCACAAAUAACUGAA
Papilio polytes (common Mormon) is the source of this 2023-nucleotide messenger RNA. RefSeq names its product UDP-glucuronosyltransferase 2B9-like. Gene Ontology annotation, molecular function: UDP-glycosyltransferase activity. The record is from RefSeq and is a predicted model, not a curated record. The transcript is spliced from 8 exons. NCBI's taxonomy places the organism in Eukaryota, Metazoa, Arthropoda, Insecta, Lepidoptera, Papilionidae. Bases 108 to 1661 code for a protein of 517 amino acids.